Owenia fusiformis is the source of this 1140-nucleotide messenger RNA. Lineage: Eukaryota; Metazoa; Annelida; Polychaeta; Sabellida; Oweniidae. The record is from the annotation of a GenBank genome assembly.
GGUGAGUGAAGUUCCUGGGCGUGAAAAAAAAGAAAAAACUUAUUUGUCAAUAUUUGACACUAUUCGCAGCAAUAGACAGAAGCACUUAAAUUCACAAUGGCGGGUAACUACUACUUUGCCAUAGUUGGUCACCAUGACAACCCAGUAUAUGAGAUGGAAUUCUUCCCCGCUAACAAAACUGUUGAACCAAAGAAAGAUGAUCAUCGACAUCUUAACCAGUUCAUAGCACAUGCAGCCUUAGACCUUAUCGAUGAACAAAUGUGGAACACGUCCAGUAUGUACCUGAAAAUAAUCGACAAGUUCAACGAAUGGUUCGUAUCUGCCUUUGUGACGGCUAGUAGGAUGAGAUUCAUUAUGCUGCAUGACAUCAAGAAUGAAGAUGGAAUUCGAAAUUUCUUCCAGGAAAUGUAUGAAUAUUACAUCAAACAUUCCAUGAACCCUUUUUAUGAACUAAACACACAAGUUAAUUCAGUGAACUUUAACAAGAAAGCUCAAAACUGUGGGAGAAAGUUCUUAACUGGAUAGGAGUCUUAUUUGUGUGAGUUGGAUUUAUUUGACGAACAUACAUUAUGACCAAAAUGUGUAAUAUGUGCAAUUAGGAUUACCUUGCAGAAUAUGUAUAUAUAUAUAGGAAUUAAGAUGAACAAUUCGGGAUGGAUUAACUGAUAAUGAUGAUCUAAGUGAUGAUAAGCAAAGUAUGAUAGAUGAACAUUGAAUCUGGAUGUGAUCAUACAUUAACAGCCACACAAAGAUGGACAAUAUAAUAACACGGGAUAAUCUGAUACUGUGAUUCUGACAGCUGUCAAGGACACAAGGUGGAAUAAUUAUAAUCAUAUUGCAAAGGUGAUUGGACUAAAGGAUAGUGGCAAAGACUUCAAACCACAUGACUGGAUUAUAAGAUAUUAUUUGAUUAAAUGCCAAAAUGAGAUAAUACUAACUGUCUGGUUAUUCCUACCAUAUAAUGUUCAAAAUUACAAGUGAUAUGAUAAAAUAUGUUUUGUUCAGUGGGAUCUUCUACACUGGGGAGUUGUUGUUGCUGCCCUAGUUGCCAUCAUGACCAAGUUAUUAUCAUGUGGAGGUGGUGUCGAUAGAAACAUUGACUUAUUGUAAAUUAAUCAAGAUACUCAGAGAAUCUUUCUU